Carica papaya (papaya) is the source of this 1142-nucleotide messenger RNA. It is a transcript of the gene GXM3, whose product is annotated as glucuronoxylan 4-O-methyltransferase-like protein (DUF579). The record is from RefSeq and is a predicted model, not a curated record. Gene Ontology annotation, biological process: xylan biosynthetic process. Lineage: Eukaryota; Viridiplantae; Streptophyta; Magnoliopsida; Brassicales; Caricaceae.
GUCAACGUAUUCUUACUUUUUUUCAAAAAAAAAAAAAAAAAAAGGUUGUAAAUUAAAGAAGGAUUCAAGAAAAGUGUUCGUAUCGAAUUAAUAAACACUUGACCAAACGUUGUACAUCUACCAAACCUCUUGUGUUUUUGCUUCAUUCAGAAUCUUUUAGGUUAGAUCUCUCGUCUUCAUCAACCACUCCCUUCUUUCUUCCCUUCAUCUCUAAGCAUUUCUAAUUAUCAACUUUAAAUCUUUCUAUUCCAGAUCACCAAAAUUGUAACUCUGCAACCAAGCCAACAUGAUUGCCAUUCCUCAAACAUCUUUUCCUUUUCCUCCAUCUCUCACAUCUUGACCUAACCAUAUUAUAAGUUGUCCAUAACUCUUCCUCUUCCCCUCUGCAAAUCAAUUUAGUCAUGAGGCCUAAAACCCAUCAACCCAUUAAUCUCAAGCUCCUUCUUGGAGUUCUUCUUGCUUUGUUCAUUCUCUUUUUGUUGAGAACAAAUUUAUCAUCUUCCAUUGAUAACAAUCCAUCUCCUAGUUUACAUAAUGUUUCUCCAAAAACCUCAAGAAACUGCUCGAGAAUCUGCAACAAGAUCCCUCGCUCGCUCUCUCAGGCAAUCAUCCAUUACACAACCUCAGCAAUCACCCCACAACAGACGCACAAAGAAAUAUCAGUGACGGCAAAAGUUCUGCAAAAGAAAUCGCCCUGCAACUUCUUGGUUUUUGGCCUAGGCCAUGACAGCCUUAUGUGGAGUGCACUCAACCAUGGUGGUCGAACCACUUUCCUGGAAGAAGACGAAGCAUGGAUAGAGCAAAUAAAACAAAGGUUCCCCACGCUGGAAUCGUACCAUGUCACGUAUGAUACCAAGGUGAAUCAAGCUGAUGCUUUAAUGGAGGUUGGCAGAGGAAUGGAGUGCACAGCCAUUGGUGAUCCAAAAUAUUCUAUCUGCCAACUUGCGUUGAAGGGUUUGCCAAAGGAAGUUUAUGAGAUAAAAUGGGAUUUGAUAAUGGUGGAUGCACCGACCGGAUAUCAUGAUGAAGCACCCGGGAGGAUGAGUGCAAUUUACACGGCAGGGAUGAUGGCGAGGAACAGGGAAGGAGGAGAGACAGAUGUGUUUGUGCAUGAUGUGAAUAGAGCUGUGGAAGAUAAGUUU